This is a messenger RNA of Neolamprologus brichardi, 6251 nucleotides long. RefSeq names its product synaptopodin (gene synpo). Lineage: Eukaryota; Metazoa; Chordata; Actinopteri; Cichliformes; Cichlidae. The record is from RefSeq and is a predicted model, not a curated record. Gene Ontology annotation, cellular component: nucleus; Z disc; actin cytoskeleton. Gene Ontology annotation, molecular function: actin binding. Gene Ontology annotation, biological process: positive regulation of actin filament bundle assembly.
AACUGAAAAGGGGCAGUACACACCCUCGCCGCCUCAAACAGCCAGAUGCACUGGAGUACAGGCGCUUCUGGGCAUACAGCGAACACAGAGCAGAGCAGCGAUCUGUGAUCCAACAAUCAGCCAAACUGGUGGAACUGUUGAAGUCUUAGCUGCAGCCCCCUGAUGUGUUUCAGUGGAAGUCAGAACAUCCGCCGCAUGAAAUAGGAAUCUUCAUCCUCACAUAUGGCUUUCCUCAAAAGCAGAAGAAUGAAAUCGAUCAUUUUACUUUCAGAGACCGUGUCUGGCUUUAAUGCCUGAGAAAUAACACGGGACACCAGAUGAAAGCAGCCCUAAUUGAAUGCUUUUGAACACUGAAUACAAACCAGCCUCUGCAGUGACCUUUCCAGUAUGAAAUGCUAUUCCUCACACGCACCCAAAAGCAGGAAGCCGCUCAUAUACACAGCUUCCCUGCGAGCCACUCAAGAGUUAUGAUCUAUGAGAUAAAGGGCAGAUCCCUUUUCUCCAAAAGAAAAGUCAUCUGCGAGUUGAAGAUUGGGGUGCAGGCGAAAAACUUGUUUUUGUGACUAAAAUAGAAGAGAAGGAAGAGCAACAUCUGGGAAAGAAAAAAAAAGGAGUAUUAGUGAGAUGUGAGUAGAGAAGCUUGGACUCUUUCUCAGCCCUUCGUGCCAGAAUUUUAGCACAGCACAACAAUCUUGUGCAAUUUUCGUGGCAUUUAUCCAUGGGAGCUCAUCCAAUGCUCAUCGAAGCUGACCCUCCUGGGAGGUCCCAUUAGAUGCAGGAUAAUACUUCAUGAAGACCAAUGCAAGAACACGCUUCUUCCGUCAAAUUUCGGCUGUCUGCAGGACAACAUUUGGAAGAAUUAUUGCUGAAAGGGGAGCCGUAACCGGAAACAGAAACUGGGAAAACUGAACUACUACCUUUCCCUCAUCUUCUGCGUGGGUGUUUUCUUUCAGCUAAUUCACUGUUUGCCAGUAAGGAGUAAAACUUCAUCUUUCACCAGUUGCUUCAUCCUUUCGGGAGAGGAGACUGAGCCGAGCAGGACAAAGCACUAGCGUUUCUCCCUCCCGCGUUGAGGGCUUGUUCCUGCUGCGACAGACGGCGAUGGAGAUGGAGAAGGGACAUACGUCUAUCAGGAGAGGGGUGAGCUGGAGCCCGGGGGGCUUGAGAAAACCUCUCCAGUUAACUCAAGACGUGCAGACCCAUGGGACAGACUACAAUGCAUCAUGGGAGAAGACAGGAUUCAACAAAGAACACAUGAGCCGGAAAACAAAUCUGACCAGGAGUGCCAGUUUGUCAGAGAAGGAGCUAAAGGAGGCUCGCGUCAAGAGUCAGAUCAUUGCUGCUCAGCUCACCGUCCCUUCCAACUCCAAGUCCAGGGGUGUUCAGCUCUUUAAUCGGCGUAAGCAGAGAGUCAACGCCUUCACACUUGAGAGCUGUGGAGAAAGGUCAGAGGAGGACAGAGCUGAGGAUGUGAAAACGAACCCCCCAUCCAACAAACUGACAUGGGCAGAGAGGAGCAGUGAGGAAAAGGACAGAGACCUAAACUUAAAGAACACGACCGCUGACAAGCCGGUCUUCUCAACACCUGCAAGAGUACGCUCAGUGGGAGAUAUCAUGGAUAAGCCGGCUAAGGAUUUCCACAAAGAAGAAGACACUGAUGACAGUGUUGUGCAAGAGAGACACUUCCUCCCUGUCAAGGAGGAGCAAGAGGAAGAGGCACGACAUCAAUUUCACGAGGAUCUAGAGGAUGAGGCCGAGCGUGAGACUCCGCCAGGGAGUAAAACCACUGAUGUGAUAGUGUCAGUACAUGCUGAAGGAGAAGCAGAGAUAAAUGGGAGGCAAACAGGGCCAGAUCCUGCUGGAAAGCUUCCUAAUGGCUGUCAUGGUGCCUCUGGUCCUGAGAAGGUGCCCACAUCUAAGCAGGCAAGCUCCUUCAUCAAUAGAACUGCCAGACCUUUCUUCUCUCCGCCCACGGUGCAGUCUCCGGAGACCAUCAGGCCUGUCAUGGACAUCCCCCCUCCUCCUUCCUACUCCACACCUCCUCUCCCUGCUUUUACUGUCCCCCAGCCUGUGGUGGCCUCACCUCCUCCUCCGCCUCCGUCAUAUCCCACACCACCUCUACCCUCUUUUACAAACCAGCCCCCACAGACUUACUACACCAGUCCACCUCCAAUGUCUCCUGUCAUGUCUCCUUCUUCUCCUCCGCCAUCCCAUUUCUCUGCUUCCCAGUAUUCACAAUUGCCCCAUUAUGGCCCUCCCACAGCCCCGAAACCCUCCACUUUUGUUCCUAAGCCAUCAGGGGAGAGGACGAUGACAACACCAAUCAAAACAGGAAUACUUGAGGAGGGUGCUGCCAGGAGGGCAAAUAAAAAGUCAAUGUUCACAUUCAAAGAGAAACCGGUGGUUGCUCCAAACCCCGAGCUACUUUCUCUAGUGCAAGGAGCGGAUGAAAGAAAGAAGCAUGGACACAAAUCUGUCCCUGAGCCAGGAUCUGAAGAAGAGUUACUGGCUCUGGGUGCAGAAGCCUCCAACUUCCUAGCCAAGGAAGAGGACAGGACAGAGGGAGCAAGAGCUCCAGAAUGGUCCUCCUGUCUCAAGAGCUCGAGGACCCGACCAAGGGCAGAGCACCAACCGGAACAGUCGCUUACAAAUGUGUCCGGAAAAGGUGCUGAACUGUUUGCUAAGCGUCAGUCCAGGAUGGAAAAAUAUGUGGUUGAGAAUCAGAACGCAGGCCAAAUUAGAUCUCCUUCUCCUACAAUGUCUCUGCCACCAUCUUGGGUUUACCCAUCAAACAUGCCUGGUAGGGUCAAAGCUAUCGCUAAAAACUCUGACAUGUGUGCUCAACUUUCACAAAAUCUCAAGGCGCAACAAGCAGUCAAGCAGAAACCAAUGAAAAAACCUCCACCACCAGAGCCAGUUCCAGAGCCGCCGCCUUUGGAAAAUGGUUGCUCCAAGAUAGAGAUGGAUCUGUCGAGGCACCGGCCAUACCAGCUUAACUCUUCUCUCUUCAUCAUUAACCCAGUCAAGGACCCCAUCAGUACCCUACCCAAAGGAGCACCACAGGCCAGGAACCAGCUCGCCACUCCAACUUUCUCCCGACAGACUUCACUCCCUAAGAAUCCUCCCUUUAACUUCAGUGCCCAGUGCAUGUCUCCUCAAAUACCUCUCAGACCUACAGGAGGACCAGAUUAUCCUUCAAAUCCGACAUCUGGUCAUCCAAGGAUCAGCUCUCCGAUGUCUGCUUUUUCUCCAGACAGGGUGUCCUCUCCCCGGUCAUCAGUACAGGCACCAAGGCCCACAUUUUCUGCCAAAAAGGCAGGGAUUGCACCGCAGACACCAAAGGAGUCCACUCCUGCUGAAGUUCCCAGUGAGACACCUACACCAACCAGGACACCUAACCUCACAGGCAACCCGGGCGGCCCAGCUACUGGAAGCUGGACUUCUAGCCUCCAAACAAGCCCACCACCCCUCACUAGCUCCAUCCGUUCAGUCACGUCCCCUGUAUCGUUUCGUAAUAAUUCAAGAUGCCAAUCGCCUAUGAGCACUCAGAAUAUCCUGUUUUCUACAGUUACCUCCACUUCCACAUCCAGACCCUCACAAACAUCUACAGCCACCUUUCCACGCUCUCCUCCUUGGGGUUCAAGAUGUCAGUCCCCAGUGGUCAGCCAGUCCGCUAUCAUUUCCCCAAUUCCUGCUUCCCAAACUUCUACAUCUCCUUCUCCCCUUUCUCCUCCUUGGGGUGUAAGGUGCCAAUCCCCAAUGGGGACCCAGAACAACAAGCCCUCCACUGGUUUCUCAUUUUCUUCAUCUAAACCUCCCCAAUCAUCUACAGCGACUUCACCACACACACCUCCUUGGGGAUCAAGAUGCCAAUCCCCAUUAGUAAGCCAGAAGGUCCAGUCCUCUAGCUUCUUAGUUUCCACAUCCAGACCAUCCCAGCCAUCUACAGUCACAUCUCCUGUCUCUCCUCCAUGGGGCUCACGUUCUCAGUCUCCUUCACACUUUCAAACCAGUUUCUCUCUCUCUACCACUAAACCUCUGUACACAUCCUCCGUCACCUCUCCUGUUUCCUUGCCCAAAGACAGUCGCUGCAUGUCUCCCACAGUUAACAACUUGGACUCUAAAGCCAACCAUCGCCUGCUGGCCAAAAAUAUCAUCAAUGCAGCCAAACGUAAAAACAGCCCUUCUCCUGGUGCACUAAGCGGUCACAGUCUUCCUAUCUCAUCACUGAGCUACGACGGUCAGAAACCACCCGUCAACCUCUUCCAGUCACGGUCACUGGGGGCACAGUCCCCUACUUUCACCAGCCCUCCCCCAACUCCAACUCAGAGAAUCUGUUCUCCUGUGCGUCUCUACCACACUCGCUCCCUGACCGACUCCGACGCCUCUGUUGAAUCCGAAGACUCAGGCCUCCGCUCGCCCGGCCUCCACUCCUACAACACUUGUCCCCGCGGCUGGGGCGGCAGCCUGAGGGUGAAACGAAGUACCAUCUCCACUGACCUGUGAGGGCGUUAUUGAGUGUCGACAAAAGCACAAUUUCUGAUUUCAUAGAGUUUUGUGGAAGUAGAUCACCAAGUAACCGAGUUUCUAGAGACAUUUCAUCAGACUAAUGUUAGAUGAGUACUACAUAAGUAACUUUGAUUGCAGAUCCUAUAAUGGUAUAUGUUGUAUCGAAGUAGUUUAUAGUAUUUCAUAUGGCUCACAUUCGUAGUAUGGCCUGACAAGAACAAGCUUUUUACACAACACAGUUGCUGUGGCUUGUAUGCUUCUUACACGCCAAAAAAAGUGCAAAAGACUCAAAAUAACCAAAGAUUUUUCAAUACAUAUUAUACUUUCACAACAAACAUACAGAAUCUUCACUGUCGAUACUGUGUUUGAAAAGUGUUUGAAGAAAUAGUAUCAGUUUUAAACAUCAUUAAUGAACUAUUGUUAUGACGCAAGUAGAAAAUUGGGGUUGAGACCUAAAAAUGUUGAAGGAAAUGAGUAACAUGUAAAUAUACCCCUCAAGUGAGUUUAAUCUGCUUUGGAUGAGGCAUUCUCAUAGUACUGCGUUAGGAAAUGACCAAGCAGUGAAUUGAUAAAAUGAUUUAGACAGUACUGAUUAUGAUGGGUUCCCUUCCCUUUUCCACAACAAAAACACAGAAGUAGAUAGGUAGCACACACUCAUUUAUUACCAGCUGUAACCACUGCAAAGUAAGUAAAAUGCAUAAAUAUCACAGUGCAAUAAUGAGUUUAGCAAAGCGUAUAGAUGUUGCUCUGAUUUGCUGAAAUGAAUGUAAGCUUUAUAGACAGACUGACGAAGAAUGACAGAAAAAAAGGGAAUGUUAAAUACAGAGACUUAUGUGGAGGUAAGACAGGGCAUUGAUACAACUGUUCAAUCAAACACUGUUUCCGAGUUCCAAGAAAGAUGUCAAAAUUGUUGUAUUUUUUGUUUCUUUUGCUGUUGUCGACAGAAAAACGGUUGAUUAAGGUUUGAGACAAGGAAUGGAUUAAAAUUUAUAUAUUUCACUGAGAGCCUGUUCGAGAUGGGUUCAGAAGUUCAGAAGUAAAAGUGGAUGUCACACAAGUGUGUGCGUUAACCUUUUAUGGAGAGGAGGGAAAAAAGAUUUUGAAGAAUGUUGUACGUUGUAAAGUGAUUGUCAGAAGAUGAUUGGAGGACCAGUAUGUAUUUGAAAUGCAUAUAAAAAAUCAAAUGUAUGUUCUCGUUCAUUUUUAUUGUUUCUCUUCGUACUUGAUUUGCACUUCUUUUCAUUCCAUUUCAGCGGCUAAGAAGGGGUUGUUCAAAAGCUUGAUUGCUUUGAGAAGUGUCACUCAAAACGUUACCUUCAAACACUUGUAUACUGUAAAAAAAUAAAAUAGCCCACAGCUGGAGAAUGCAAUAUGCUGACAUGAUGAUGGUGGCACUUAGCCGCAAACAUAACUGCUGCCAGAACGAGCUUUAUGUUUCAAGCGUGGGGCCAUAUUACACCACCUUCUUAAGUCGUUCGCUAGCACAACAGAUCAUUCCUUCAUUCCCUGACACGCAGGCCAAAAGCAUCAGCACAUUUCUAAAUAUUUACCCUGUUUGUCUUUUGAGUGACGGGGACUCCUGCUACACAGUGACCCGGCUCUUUCAGCAGGAUUAGGCCUAUCACUGUCACGGCUUGAGUUCAACCUGGGUCACCACUAGGUGGACUGCAGAAGUUCUCAGACUUUAACAAGAAUUGUUAUAGUUUUGAAUUUGAAAGCAGGGUUUUUUUUGGAGUGCUUUG